UGCGUCCGUGCGGGAGUGUCCAAGAAAGUCGGGUGUACGGCAAACGAGAAUGAUAAGCGAGUGACAAGUGUGGUGGAAUUGCUUAGGUUGUGGAUAAUGUAGGUCGGAUAUAUGAAUUUGUUUGGGUUUCAUGUUGGAUACUUGUGACUUAACACUGAUGUUCGUUUAAAUUAUUGAUAUUCGCUAACGAAGGCAUUAAAACUGUCUUCAUCAAAUUGUGAAUCUGUAAUUAAGUGGUUAUUGCAUAUUCGAGCGCGUCGCAAUGGCUGAGGCCGCAGGUGCCGCCAGCACCAACCCCAACGCUGAGAUUGUGAGGGGCCAAGUCUUUGAAGUCGGUCCCAGAUAUACCAACUUACAGUAUAUCGGAGAAGGAGCAUAUGGCAUGGUUGUAUCCGCCUUCGAUAACGUCAAAGUAACAAAAGUGGCCAUCAAGAAAAUAUCACCGUUCGAACACCAGACAUAUUGCCAAAGGACGCUCAGGGAGAUAAAAAUCCUGACCCGAUUUAAGCAUGAGAACAUCAUCGACAUUCGGGACAUUUUAAGAGCAGAGACUAUCGACCAAAUGAAGGAUGUCUAUAUCGUUCAAUGUUUAAUGGAAACCGAUCUAUACAAACUGUUAAAAACGCAGAAAUUGAGCAACGAUCACAUCUGUUACUUCCUGUACCAAAUCCUGCGAGGUCUGAAAUACAUCCACUCGGCGAAUGUGCUCCACAGGGACCUCAAGCCCUCCAAUCUAUUACUCAACACCACCUGUGAUUUGAAGAUAUGUGACUUCGGUCUGGCGCGCGUUGCGGAUCCUGACCACGACCACACCGGCUUCCUGACAGAGUAUGUCGCCACGCGCUGGUACCGGGCGCCAGAGAUUAUGCUCAACUCUAAGGGUUAUACGAAAUCAAUCGACAUCUGGUCAGUGGGGUGCAUCCUGGCGGAGAUGCUGUCCAACCGGCCCAUCUUCCCUGGCAAGCAUUACCUCGACCAGCUCAACCACAUCCUCGGUGUGCUCGGCUCACCCAGCCAGGAGGACCUCGACUGCAUCAUCAAUGAGAAGGCGCGUGGAUAUAUGGAGUCUCUGCCGUACAAGCCGCGCGUGCCGUGGGCAGAACUCUUCCCCGGAGCAGAUCCUCGUGCGCUGGACUUGCUGCACCGCAUGCUCACCUUCAACCCGCACAAGCGCAUCACCGUCGAAGAAGCGCUCGCACACCCCUACCUCGAGCAGUACUAUGACCCCAAUGACGAGCCUGUGUCUGAGGAACCUUUCCGGUUCGCGAUGGAAUUAGACAAUUUACCGAAGGAGACUCUCAAGAAAUACAUCUUCGAGGAAACUUUACUGUUCAAGUUACAGAACGAGGGCGCAUAAACCAAACAUAAUUAAAAGUCUAUUUCCACUUAGUAAAUAGUUACGCGAUUGCAACCGUUAAUUUGGCAAUGUAGUUACAACUACGCCAGUGGAAAUAUGGCGCGUGACUUCAUACAAAUAGCUACCGGUUAAAGUCGCGCGACUAACAGCUAAGUGGAAAUGGGAUUUAAGACCUGUCCAUAGACAUUGUGAUGUCACGGACACAUGUUUCAUCUAACCUUUUUUUUUCAGUCUUUAGUCUAUAGUUUCCGUGUACAUUAUUUGAAUGAUUUUUUUAAUCUACAUUUGCAAACUGUUUGUUUUUUUAAAUUGAGUU
This is a messenger RNA of Papilio machaon (common yellow swallowtail), 1673 nucleotides long. It is a transcript of the gene rl, whose product is annotated as mitogen-activated protein kinase 1. The transcript has 8 exons. Gene Ontology annotation, biological process: intracellular signal transduction; protein phosphorylation. Gene Ontology annotation, cellular component: cytoplasm; nucleus. The coding region runs from base 263 to 1357 and encodes 364 amino acids. The record is from RefSeq and is a predicted model, not a curated record. Lineage: Eukaryota; Metazoa; Arthropoda; Insecta; Lepidoptera; Papilionidae. Gene Ontology annotation, molecular function: ATP binding; MAP kinase activity.